Molecule: messenger RNA, 1456 nt
Organism: Radiomyces spectabilis
Lineage: Eukaryota; Fungi; Mucoromycota; Mucoromycetes; Mucorales; Radiomycetaceae
Product: branched-chain amino acid aminotransferase
Exons: 3
Coding region: 34-1101 (355 amino acids)
Biological process (GO): branched-chain amino acid metabolic process
Molecular function (GO): branched-chain-amino-acid:2-oxoglutarate transaminase activity
Source: RefSeq, a predicted model, not a curated record
CAUUUCUGAAAGGAUUAGUUGGAACAACAGAACAUGGUGCAGGCUCCUACAGAUAAACUUGACUGGGCCAAUAUUGGCUUCCAAUUCAGAGACCUCAAUGGUUAUAUGAAGUAUACCUGGACCGAAGAGAAUGGUUGGGAUAAAGGAACUUUUGAAAAGGAUUCCUACUUGAAGGUCCAUAUGUGUGCUCCCGGUCUUCACUACGGUCAACAGUGCUUUGAAGGUCUCAAGGCAUUCCGUGACGACGACGAUCAUGUCAGAAUCUUCCGUCCACGAAUGAAUGCCGAGCGCAUGAUGCGUAGCGCUGACAUGGCAUACAUGCCUCGUGUUCCUGUUGAAGUGUUUGAAGAAGCCGUAAGACGUACCGUUGAGGGUAAUCUCGAGUACGUUCCUCCCAAGGCGUCGGGAGGUUCGAUGUAUUUGCGACCUGUUCUCUUUGGCAGUGGUCCUUGCAUCGGCAUGGAUGCCGCUCCUGAAUUCACCUUUGUCGUUUUCGGUAUGCCCGUUGGAAACUAUUACAAGGACGGUGUCAAACCCGUUGAUGCCUGGGUCAUUGAAGAUUUUGAUCGCACGGCUCCCAAUGGUACUGGUGCUACUAAAGUCGGUGGCAACUAUGCUCCUACAUUUGGUCCAAUGAAAGAGGCCAAGAAGAGAGGAUAUCCCAUUACCCUUCAUUUGGACUCCAAGACGCAUACCUACAUUGAUGAAUUCUCCACCUCGAAUUUUGUGGCGCUGACAGCCCCCGAUGUCAACGGCCGACGUACUUUUGUGACACCCGAUUCCUCCACCAUUUUGGCUUCGGUCACACGACUGUCGCUGGAAGAUAUUGCCAAAAAAUUAGGCUGGCAGGUGGAACGACGACCUGUCAAAUUUGAAGAAUUGGAACAGGGUCACUUCGCUGAAGUGGCCGCAUGCGGUACCGCCGCCAUUAUCACUCCCGUGAAGAAGUUUGUUCGUGGUGACAAGGUGAUCAAUAUCGGCAGCGGUGAUCAGCAAGAAAUUGGUGAAGGUUUUGCCCAGUUGUACAAGGAAUACCGUGGUAUUCAGGGUGGCGAUAUUGAAGACACCUUUGGCUGGAUGUGGCCCAAAGAAGGAUUGUAAAAGAAAAAGAGAAAAAAGAAACGUGCGUAACUGCACUGUUAUAUUCCCAUUUUAAAUUAUUUGUUUGUUUAUUGCUGAUCAAAUCCAAAAAGCAACCACCUGCAUAUUUUUAUUUGCUUGAUAUCACAGGCCUAUUUUUUUCUGAUACAAAUGCACGAAGUCUACAGGAUUUUCCCUAAUUUUGCGUAAUUUUCACAAACUAAAAAGAAUCCAAUCAGUAAAUAGUGCUUCUUUGAAAUCCAAUUUUUUACUAAACUUACUUUGACAAAGCAGAGUUUUCUGAGGGACGUGCGGAUUCCAUAAAAAGUCAAUUCAGUUUAUCAGACACCAAAAGAAACAUGGAAUAUGAUCUUAC